Molecule: messenger RNA, 936 nt
Organism: Nematocida ausubeli
Lineage: Eukaryota; Fungi; Microsporidia
Exons: 1
Coding region: 1-936 (311 amino acids)
Source: RefSeq, a predicted model, not a curated record
AUGGUAGUGGGGCUUAUAGUUAGGCUGGAGCUCUUGCCAAAGAAAGUGCUAAACUGCCACAUCAUCAGUACAACAAAGGCAGUUCUGCAGAACGGCGGGAAAAUAUCUUUUGUUACCUUUACUGUGUCAUCAAUUUCUCCAACUGAGGAGCAAAAUAUCUUUUCUUCUAUAUCUAUUGGGCAUGUAAUAAGCAUCCAGGGACAUGCAAAGACCCCAAAAGCAGAGCACAUAUUUGCAUGCGUGCGGAAUGUAAAAAUACUGAACCCGCUGUAUGUGCCUGCCCCUGUGUUUGAGCCUAGCACAACAUGCUUCUUUUCAUACACCUCUAUCAAGAAAAGAAAGAACAAAGUAGUUCCUGCCAUAGUGCUUGUUGUGAAGCUCGUAUGCCCAAAGAACCGAUGCGUGGUGCACUGCGUUGACGCGCACAACAGAUAUUUUAAGCUCACACUUCUAUCCGAUAGACACAUUAUAAAACACCUAGACAUUAUUUUACUGUCAAAUAUAAAAGUGAAUCUCACAAACCGGACAGUACAGGCUCUUAGUGCCUCAAAUAUUGAAGUAAACACGCCAGUUGCCGACAAACGAAUUAAUGCAAUCCGUAAAAAGCUAGAAAUGCAAAGGGUUACUAUCAAGUCAGUUGACGAGAUAGACAAAAUAAAAAAGGACUGCUCUAUUAUUCUGGAUGGGAGAAUCUUUCGCAUCUCCAGAGAAAAAAACAGCAUACACAUCUUCAACUCAAAAGGCGGUAUAAGUGUCACACUAGACGAAGAGGCCUAUGUGCACCUCACCAGCAGAAUAAUGAAUAUGCAUGCGCUUAAAAGCAAAGAAGAGCUCUACGGCUCCCUUGAGUUCUGCAAGGUGCGCCUUACUGCAGACGUUGUCUUCCUAGACAACACUUCAUCUAUUCAUAAUGUGACCAUCACACCCAUUCUCUAG